This is a messenger RNA of Condylostylus longicornis, 867 nucleotides long. Its product is annotated as oocyte zinc finger protein XlCOF26-like. NCBI's taxonomy places the organism in Eukaryota, Metazoa, Arthropoda, Insecta, Diptera, Dolichopodidae. The record is from RefSeq and is a predicted model, not a curated record. The transcript has 2 exons. The coding region runs from base 4 to 756 and encodes 250 amino acids. Gene Ontology annotation, cellular component: nucleus.
UAAAUGGAAUUCGCCGAAGACUUUUUAAAUAUUUUAUAUCUUUUAAAACUUGAACAAUUAGUUAAAAGAAGGAAUUUAAUUAGGUCUGCGUUAAAAAGUGAAUUAAUUAGAAAAAGUGAAAGUUUAGAAAAUAUUGAAUCGAGUGAAAUUGAGAGAAAUAAUAAGAGGAAAGCAAUAUUCAAGAAAAGUGAUUUAUUGCCAAGUAAUACGCAAAGUUAUAUUAAUCAAUCUAUUGCAAAUAAUGGAAAUGUUAAAUUUAUACAACCUAAUUCAAGGAAUAAAAGCGAGAUGUGUGACCUUUGCGGAGUUAUAAUUCGGCGAUCUAAUAUGGAAUUUCAUAUGAAUACUCAUUUCAAUCGAAAACCAUUCAUUUGUGACUUCAAGAAUUGUAAACAAUCUUUUUCAGCUCCUUCAACCCUCUUUCGUCAUAGAAAACUUCAUACAAAUAUUAAAAAAUUUUCAUGUGACAUAUGUUUUGCUAAAUUCCAUUUCAAUGGAAAUCUCCAAAAGCAUAAAAUAACGCAUUUGGAACCAAAAUUUGAGUGUACAAUUUGCGGCCAUAUGUUUAAAAGUUCAAUUCGUCUUAGAUAUCAUACGAACACUCAUAAGGAGUCUGAAAAUAUAUGUUGUACAAUUCCAUCAUGUAAUAGAAAAUUUAAAAACUCAUACUCUGUCAGAGAGCAUUUAAGAAGAUUUCAUAAUAUAAGAGUAAAAGAAAGAGUGACACGAGCAAACAUAGGUCAAGAAAAACCAUAAACUAAAAUAUGUUUUAAUUUUAACAUUUUAUUAAAAUAAACUAAAUGUGUUUAUAUUAAAAAAAAAUUUAUAUAAAAAUAUUUUAUAAUUUUCUAAAAUUUAAAAAUAAGA